AUGGUCGAAAAUCCAUUUCGAUUGGUAGAGUUGGGCGAAAAGAAUUCAACUCGGAAUCAUUUAGCAAUUAGCAUUUUAUGUACUGAACCAACUCAACUGUCUGAAUAUGAUCAAUUUAUUCGAUAUUGUCGAUUAUUAUGCAAAGAAAGCGAUGAACUAGACCACAUUUCUGAAUUCGAGCUUAGAUACAAUUCAGAUCAAGCCGUUCAAUGGUAUACUCGACCAUCUGGUUUUCCAUCUAAAUUAGUGAAUAGAAUUUGUCGAACAGAAAACCCUCGUUCGAUUUGGAAAAUUCGAUAUUUCCUUAAGCAUCUUCAUGAACAGUUAUCACAAAUUUAUCAAAAGAGUCUUUUUUGGUUACCAAAAUCCGUUGUUGUCUAUCGUGGUCAAACACUAUCAUCUCAAGAAUUUCAACAGCUAGUUCAAUGGAAUAAAAAAACUAUUCUAACAACAACAUAUCUCUCAACAACAAGUGCUUAUGAUACAGCUGCUGCAUUUGCUGAUUGUGAUAUUCAGUCCCGUCAAUCAUUAUCAAAAGAUCAAAUAUCGAUUAUUUUUACAAUUACACUACGAACAAAACAUACUCGCUCAAGACCAUUCGCAUACAUUCAAGAAUAUAGCCAUGUUAGGGAUGAGAAGGAAAUAUUAAUCUCAAUUGGAACGAUAUUUUCAUGCAUGGAUAUAUGCAAACGAGGAAUUAACUUCUACGAAAUAUCCCUGAUUCAUGAUCAAUAUGAGGAAGAAAUGGAAAAGAAUAUACAAUACGAAGCAAUAAAAUCCUACCGUCAUCCAACAGCAACAACAAUAGGUGAUUUUUUAAUGUUGAUGAAUAUUCCAAGUACACUAGACAAUGAUUUUUAUGAUCAAUCAUUGAUAUCAUUGGUAGAACGAUACUCGCAAUGCAACUUAGAAGAUGUUGUUGAUUUAGAAUAUCGUUUAAUGAAUAUAUUAAAUUUGCCUGUAGAUGUAACACCUGAUCAUUUAGUGAUAUGGCUCGACACUUAUAUUGGCCAAGAUUAUGUUUAUAUUGAUCUAAAACGUACGUUAGAAAAUGCGAUAGAUCUCAACCCUGAUGGACUUCUUACCUACUCGAAAAUAGAUGCACUCAUCCUAUGUAAACAAACUAAUACGCUCCCAGAGAGACUAAUAAUCCCUGUUACAACAAUCGAAGAAUGUUUAGAAUUGAUUGAUGAAAAUCGACACAAAAAAAUAUUUCUAAUAAGUUCUGGUACGCUAGGUCAACACCUUGUGCCUUAUGUAUUAAAUUCUGGGCGAUCUUUGGAAAAAAUUUUUAUUUUCUGCCACCAUAUAGCCAAUCAUGUUGACUGGGCAAUGGACUUUACUGAUCAGUUACUUAUGUGUGAUUUUCAUACUCAUCUAUUUUCACGUGUUGUAUAUGAGAUUGGUAUGUAUUACCAGAACCAAGCAUUGCAUUUCAGUGAUUCAAAUCAACAUUCCCAAGCAUUAUCUUGUCUAUAUUAUUGUCACAAGCAGCUCGUGCGAGCGAAUCGUCUUUUUGGUCCACCAGCGCCGUACUCUUUGAUAACAGUCGAACAAUAUAUUGAAAGAGAAAAAUUGCAGCAGUUCAAGCACUGA
Molecule: messenger RNA, 1596 nt
Organism: Rotaria socialis
Lineage: Eukaryota; Metazoa; Rotifera; Eurotatoria; Philodinida; Philodinidae
Source: the annotation of a GenBank genome assembly